AUGGAUUCCCGACGAGCCAGUUUCCUGGGAGAAGGACUUCUGGACCCUGCUACAUCCACCCUGUUGGUUUGUGAAGCGCUCGCGCAAACUCCGAGAGGACAGCAAAGCGAGGUUCUCAGUCUCUUGCCAAGGCCAUUAGAUGCACGUUGUGUGGAUGUGAAGCUCGAGUUUAUUGUCGCACGGAUUGGUGAAGGGGCAACCUGCGCGGGCAAUCAGGAAACGGGGGAGGAAGCGGAGCAAACCGCUACAUCCAAUUUGACCUGUGGGUCCCUCGGGCUACGCUCUUCCAUAAUAUCCGCUUGCCGUGCUGGCGCUUCCAAUCGUGCAAUCCUUCUUCAUAACAAGAGGUUGCAGCGAGAGCCGGCUGAGCAUGCUAUCGUUCUCUCGCCCUCCUCCAUGGUGGAUACCAGGUCAUUCCUGGAAUACGAGCCAAUCACCUUUUGGUUUGGACCUAGUUUUAUCGUUCUGGCUCUUUUGCCACUCUCAAGCAAUCCGUGGACUGUAUGGGGUUUCCGCUCCCCCACCAGCCGAUACAUCCAUCUCUCCGACUUCCUGAUUUAUCCCAUACGCGUCGCUCGUCGCUAA
Mycena indigotica is the source of this 585-nucleotide messenger RNA. RefSeq lists its product as uncharacterized. The record is from RefSeq and is a predicted model, not a curated record. The coding region runs from base 1 to 585 and encodes 194 amino acids. Lineage: Eukaryota; Fungi; Basidiomycota; Agaricomycetes; Agaricales; Mycenaceae. The transcript has 5 exons.